This is a messenger RNA of Argentina anserina (silverweed cinquefoil), 2046 nucleotides long. RefSeq lists its product as uncharacterized. Lineage: Eukaryota; Viridiplantae; Streptophyta; Magnoliopsida; Rosales; Rosaceae. Bases 1 to 2046 code for a protein of 681 amino acids. Gene Ontology annotation, molecular function: nucleic acid binding. The transcript has 3 exons. The record is from RefSeq and is a predicted model, not a curated record. Gene Ontology annotation, biological process: DNA integration.
AUGACUGGAUCAGACCAAAUAAUAAAAGGGCGAGGAACUGCCCAAUUUUUCUUGCCAAAUGACACAUUGUUAAAAAUCACCAAUGCUCUAUAUGCACCUAGAACCCCUCGAACCUUGUUAAGCUUCAAAGAUAUUCGCACCAACGGUUAUCAUCUGAACACUUAUUGUGAGAAUGGAAGUGAAUAUUUGUGUCUUACUUCUCUUGAAUGUGGACGGACACGCGUUUUAGAGAAGAUGAAGAGUCAAGACAAUGGACUAUAUCUUACUACCAUUCGGAUUAUUGAAUCUUAUGCUGUCACCAAUGAUGAAAUUUGGGACACUAACUUAUACAGGCUUUGGCAUGACCGAUUAGGACAUCCUGGUCGGGACAUGAUGGUCCGUAUUUUAAAGAAUUCACACGGACAUCCUUUCUUUCGAGGGAAAAAUAAAAUGGGACCGCAACUAAAUACGAUGCACAGUGCUCGUUACACUGCUCCAAUGCAGUCAUUACCUUCUAAAGUAAUAGAAGUGUUCCCUCCCUCUGCCUCAAUGACUAUUUCCAAGGCACAUCAGUCAUUUUGCCAAGCCUGUUCUUUGGCAAAAACAAGAUCGAGACCUUCCUAUGCUAAAGAUACUAAACAAAAUAUUUCAUUCUUACAAAGGAUACAAGGUGAUAUUUGUGGACCUAUCCAUCCAGAAUGCGGGCCAUUUAAGUAUUUUAUGGUUCUGGUAGAUGCUUCAACUCGCUGGUCACAUGUUGCAUUAUUGUCCACACGAAACGCUGCAUUUGCAAAACUUCUAGCACAGAUUAUUCGUUUAAGGGCUCACCACCCUGAUCACCCUAUUAAGUCUAUAAGGCUUGAUAACGCUGGAGAGUUUACAUCAAAAGCAUUUGAUGAUUAUUGCAUGUCUAUUGGGAUCGAUGUAGAGCAUCUUGUUCCCCAUGUGCAUACACAAAAUGGUCUCGCUGAAGCCACCAUCAAAAGAUUACAAAUGGUGGCUAGGGCACUUAUUAUGCGCACCAAUUUACCUAUAAGUGCAUGGGGUUAUGCAAUAUUGCACGCAACCUUGCUUAUUCGUUUCAGACCUACUGCUAGCCAACCAUUUUCUGCGUACCAGUUGGUUACUGGAUAUGAGCCUGACAUUUCACACUUACGCAUAUUUGGUUGUGCUGUAUAUGUUCCUAUUGCGCCCCCACAGCGCACAAAAAUGGGUCCCCAGAGACGAGUAGGGGGAGAUAAGAAAAAAGAUUUUCAAAGGGAACGACAGGAAUUGUCAUGGUUUGUCCCCACUCAAUCUCAUUUCGAUCCCCGCACUCCACAAUGUGAAAGUGAAGUGGAAAGAAUAAUCGAUCUUCAGAACGUAGCAGAUUCGAUGCCUGAUGCGUUUUCUGAUAUCGCUAAAGUGACAAGAUCACAUAUACCAGCUGCAAAUGUGCCUGCAAGGUUAGAAAUCCCUAAAAAAGGGCAUGGUGCCGUAGUAGGAGGCACUGCAACCACACUUAGUGGAGGUGUGGUUGAGGCCGUGGCUCCUCAAAAGAAGAAGGGGAGGCCACUUGGUUCGACUGAUACUCGCCCAAGGAAGAAAAGGGCGACUAAGGCACAACCAGAUCCAUUAAUCAUCGAUGUGGAGAAUCCCUCUCAUGAGAUUAUCUCUGAUUAUAGUUAUGUCCAUGAAUCAUUACUGGAGGACGCUCCGAUGUUUGGUAUGAUUCCAGAGAACAAAGAAAUCUCAAUGAAUUAUGAGAGUGCACAUGAGUUGAUGGAAAGAUCUUCCAUACACAUUGAUGAUGCAUUUGCAUAUAACGUUGCUCAUGAAAUAAUAGAGCAUGAUGAUAUCGAACCACGCUCUGUUGUAGAAUGUCAACAAAGAGCAGAUUGGCCUAAAUGGAAAGACGCAAUCCAGGUAGAAUUAGAUUCACUGGCAAAAAGACAGGUAUUUGGUCCGGUAGUGCUAACCCCACCAAGUGUAAAGCUUGUAGGACAUAAAUGGGUUUUUGUCAGAAAGCGUAAUGAGAAGAACGAAGUCCUAAGGUACAAGGCUCGCCUUGUGGCGCAAGUUUGGUAG